Molecule: messenger RNA, 1112 nt
Organism: Durio zibethinus
Lineage: Eukaryota; Viridiplantae; Streptophyta; Magnoliopsida; Malvales; Malvaceae
Product: protein NUCLEAR FUSION DEFECTIVE 6, mitochondrial-like
Cellular component (GO): mitochondrion
Source: RefSeq, a predicted model, not a curated record
UAGACUUUCAGUCAAAAACCCUAAAAGUGGAAAGAAGAAAAGGUGUGAAUCCUUUGAUUCUUGGUUUCCAGACAUAUCUCCACAUUUUCUCUUCUCCCAGAUAUCCCAAUGGCAUCGGUUGCCGCUGCCGCAAGAUCAGUUCUCCGGUCAAGCUCUGCUCGCAACGCUGCGGCUCGGCUCGCCCCCCAAGCCAAAGCCAAUGCCGCUUCUUUGCCAUUUCGUGUCUCCUCCAGAAUCCCUCUCUCCAAACGCAUUUUCAGGUGUCCGGUUGAAGCGAGUUUCUGCGUGGAAUCGAUGCUGCCGUAUCACACGGCAACUGCUGCGGCUUUGAUGACUUCCAUGCUCUCCAUUUCUCGCCGCAGCUAUGUUUGGCUUCCAGAAGGCCAAGACAAGACUAGAUGAAGAUCAAGAAGCGAGAUGGAAUGACUUGGACUUAUUUAUGUUUUCAAACUUUUGAGCUAGCGAUUGCAUUAUCUUUAAAAUAGAUAUAUUAUGCUUAUUAUUUCUAUGCAGUGAUUAAACACAACAUAAAUUAAGGAUUAAUGUUUAUGUUGUGAUUUAUCUCCAGUGUUUUGAGGCUUCCAAUUGAAUGCUUGCCUGUAAGGAUGAUGUAAUUUGAUAAGAAGCUUUUUGGUUCUUUACCUUAUGGAUCUUUUAUUUUGUUAUGAGAUGAGAAUGAUAACUGUAUGCAUCUUUUCAUAUCUCUGCAUGUGUAGCCCUACGUAUUUGUGAAUGCUAGUCAUGGAGUUCUUCACAUGCUCACUACACUCCAUCUUAGAAAAAAUUCCCUCCUUUGCCUAAGUAUCCCGUGGUCGAACAGCUAAAGUAACACUUAUUCUUUUUCUGAUUUCCCUUGGUUAAUUUUCUAUUUGAUGCUAUUGUUGAAAAUUGCUGAGAAAAUCACUUCGACUGAGCAACUAACCUGAGAGAGGUGUUGAUGAAAGAUAAGCACUUCUAUGUUUUUGUUCCAUAUACUUUAAACUAUAUAAUUUGUAAACUUUUGCAUUGGCUCAGAUUUUUUAGUCUAAAUAUUUGAUGUAAAUAUUUCAGUUGGUUGAAAUUGAUAUAAGAAUAAAUUCAAUGCAAUCAAUGAGAAGGUUACUGAUAAUUUC